Molecule: messenger RNA, 1755 nt
Organism: Puccinia graminis f. sp. tritici CRL 75-36-700-3
Lineage: Eukaryota; Fungi; Basidiomycota; Pucciniomycetes; Pucciniales; Pucciniaceae
Exons: 7
Coding region: 1-1755 (584 amino acids)
Biological process (GO): carnitine metabolic process
Cellular component (GO): mitochondrion; peroxisome
Molecular function (GO): carnitine O-acetyltransferase activity
Source: RefSeq, a predicted model, not a curated record
AUGCGUUCUCAAUUUUCGCAUUUCGCAAUGUCGUCCUCUCAAUCUAAAGCUAUUACUUACCAACAUCAAGAUAGUCUGCCUCAGUUACCUGUCCCUGAGCUAGAAUCAACAGCGCACAAGUACCUCCGCUCUAUCCUACCCAUCGUCUCUCCUCAGGAACCUAACACUCCUAGUGCUUCUGAUCUUACUCCUACUCCCGCCUAUAAACGUACCAAAGCUUGUGUCGAAGAUUUUCUCAAGUCUCCCUUGGUCAAAGAACUCCAAGCCAGAUUGAAGAAGCGAGCUGAAGAUGAAGGUCGUGAGAAUUGGUUAAGCGACUUAUACAGCCAGUGGACAUAUAUGGGCACUCGCAAACCCGUGAUCCCCUACUCGUCAUAUUACAUUGCCCAUAAGCCUGAUCAUCGGGCCAACACCGCUGCCAAAAGAGCUUCUCAAUUGGUUCGAGCCAUGCUUGAGUUCAGACAUCAACUAGAAACAGAACAACUUGAACCCGACUUUGCGAGGUCUGUGCCCCUUUGUAUGAGCGGCUACAAAUGGCUCUUUAACUCUUGUAGAUAUCCUUUGAAGCCCUCUGACACUGCCAAGAAGUUCGAUCCACAAGUCAAUAAUCAUUUAGCAGUAAUUAGGAAAGGGCAAUUCUUUGAGUUUUCAGUCACUAAAUCUGACGGGAGUUGGUUAUCAGCAGUUGAAAUCGAAUCACAGUUUGAAAAAGUUAUUAAACUGGCUGGCUCAACUGAAACCACAUUUCCAGUGGGGGCACUUACGACACAAGAUCGCGACGCAUGGGCCGAUCUUGGAUUCACACUCUGGACCGGUGGAGGUAAGAACAGGUUUUUUGAUAAGCAGCAAUUGAUUGUUUGCGAAAAUGGAGAGAGCGGUUUCAAUGCCGAACAUUCUUGCAUGGAUGGGACGCCAGUGGCUAGGAUGAACGAUUGGAUAGUCGACGUGCUUGCCAAUAAAAAGAUUGACUUGGGUUCCAGCUCUCAAGCCAAUUUACCAGCUCCAAGUCCUAUAGAAUUUGUGCUAUCAGAUACCACCAAACAGAAUAUCUUGAAAGCAAUUAUGAAAUUUGGAAGGUUGAUGUAUCCUCAUACAUUGGAGGUCUUCGAUUACUCCAGCUACGGAAGUCGUGUGAUCAAGAGUCAGUUCAAGUCGUCCCCGAACACUGUUGCACAGAUGAUCUUCCAACUAGGCUAUUACAAGCUGUUUGGCCGAGUACCAGUGACCUGGGAGCCGUCUCAAACAAGAAAAUUCAAGCUAGGUCGAACAGAGGUGAUUCGUUCUUGUUCAAUUGAGGCUCUCGAAUGGUGUAAAGCUAUGGAAAAUGACGGGGCUGAUUGGAGCGCACGACUCGAAAAAUUCAAAAUUGCCGUCAAAGCACAUUUGUCAUAUUCUCAACAAGCCAGCGAAGGACAAGCUGUCGACAGACAUUUGCUAGGAUUGAGACUUUCUCUGAAACCUGGGGAAGAAAUUCCACCUUUGUUCCAAGAUCCGGUGUACAAAGAAUCUACCAGCUGGAAGGUUGCAACCAGUCACAUGCCUUCAGAAAAUUUUAGUGGUUUUGGUUAUGGAGCAGUUGUACCUGAUGGAUUUGGCUUGGGUUAUGCAGUCAAUAAAGAGUCAAUCAGAUUUACCAUUACAACACCCACCAAAAAUGGUGCACGAUUGAACCACUACUUACAAGAAGCAGCAGAUGAUAUUUUGCAGAUGAUGAAAUUUGAAAAGGGUCAAAGUUCAGCCAGCGCCAGAUUGUAA